Exophiala mesophila is the source of this 1525-nucleotide messenger RNA. RefSeq lists its product as uncharacterized. The transcript has a single exon. Gene Ontology annotation, molecular function: hydrolase activity, acting on carbon-nitrogen (but not peptide) bonds. Lineage: Eukaryota; Fungi; Ascomycota; Eurotiomycetes; Chaetothyriales; Herpotrichiellaceae. The record is from RefSeq and is a predicted model, not a curated record. The coding region runs from base 115 to 1434 and encodes 439 amino acids.
CCCAGGAAUAGCGCCCUUCAUAUCUCCCGAUCUGAAUUGGUUUCUCGAACGAUUUUGAAUAAUUCUUGUUGAAGAAAGACACAUUGGAGUUGUCAAUAUCACCACGAUUCAACCAUGUCGAAUGCCCAAGGUUCCAGCACGGCGGGCGUAGCCCGUUCAGCUAUCAAAACUCCUCUUCUCAUUCCAGGUCGAGGUGAUCCUAUCAACGAUGCUAUCCUGGUGUACUCUUCAGGCAAGAUCGACUAUGCUGGGCCUCUCUCAAAACUUCCUAAGUCCCUGGAAGUCCCCAAGGAGCGGACGGUCGAGGUUCCUGUCUUGCUCCCGGGCCUCUGGGAUUGCCACGUGCACUUCAUUGGACAUCUGGAACAGAGUAUGGCUGGCAUGGUCGCCCCUUCGCAAUUUUUGGCCGGAACUCGUACGGCACACGACGUUGCAGCCACCUUGAACGCCGGGUUCACCAGUGUCCGCGAGACUGCAGGCUUCGGGGUUGAGCUUUCCCAGGAAAUUGAGGCCGGUCGGCUCAUUGGUCCCAACAUCUACUCAGUAUGUGCUGCUAUCAGUUGCACAGGCGGCCACGUCGAUCACCAUUCCAUGCCAGAAAACCACUUUCACGAAAUGAGCUGCCACGGCCUUCCUAUGGUGACGGCAGACGGUGUCGAGGAAUGUAUCAAAGUGGUACGACAACAACUUCGCAAAGGCGCCAAGGCCAUCAAGAUCUGCACCAGUGGAGGAGUUUCCAGUGAACGUGACGACCCACAACACCAGCAGUUCUCUGACGCGGAAAUUAAAACCAUGGUUGAGGAGGCAGCUCGAUCGCAACGCGCUAUGGCGGCGCACGCCCACGGUCUUCCCGGCAUUAUGGCGGCAAUUCGCGGCGGGGUCACCACUAUUGAGCACGGGACCUACAUCAACGACGAGGCGAUUAGACUGAUGAAGGAGAAAGGCAUCAUCCUCGUCCCAACCCGUGGUAUCAUUGAGGAUGGCUUGACAGUAGCCGAGGUGUGGUCGGAGAAGGCAUACGAGAAGCUGAAGCCAGUUGCAAUUCAACAUGCCAAAGCUUACCGUGCAGCAGUGGCUGGUGGUGUUAAGAUUGCCAGCGGUUCGGACUUUGGCAUCAGCAAACGAGGCACCGCAUUGAGUCACGGACAGAACGGCAGGGAAUUGGUGCUGGCGGUUCAGGUGGGCGGAAUGACCCCCUUGCAGGCAAUCGAGGCUGCUACUGCCACUGCCCCAGGCGUUCUCGGCCCUCAGGCUCCCAAGACUGGCCUGUUGACGGAGGGUUAUGACGCGGAUUUCAUUGCACUGACGUCCAAUCCUUUGGAAAAUAUCAGCAUCAUCUCUAACCCAGACAACGUUACACAUGUCUGGCUCGCCGGAAACCUGAAGAAAUCUCCGGGAAAACCGAUUAUUGAACUGAGCCGGACGAAGCUGUAGAGGCUUCUGUUGCAUGUACUAUGUAAACGAGUCCUAGUCUUUGAUAAAAUUGAAUGUGGCCAUUGUCAUGUGCAACUCAAGUACCGAGAAG